AUGGCUCGAGACCUCGAAAAUGAAAGCAAUUUGCCUACGCCAAGUACAUAGGAACUAAAAUUAUCUUUAAAAAAAAUUCUCUUUAAAAGUGAGUUAGCGGGCAGUAGAAAAAUUAAGGUGGUGAGUUUCACUGAAAUAGAACGAAAUCAGUAUCUUCGUUGACAACUCGACUAUAGGCUUUUUAACAGGUUAAUCAACAAACAAAGAAACAAACAAGUAAACAAACUAAAAGAAAAAGACAUUUUUUAAAAUACUGUUUCUCGUGGGUGCCGUACUGGACGAUGGCCGAACCAAAUUCCAUAUAUAUGGAGCAUACAAUGACUUUCAAAGACUCCCUCAGAGCUCCUACGUGUUCUGUGGGUGAAUAUACUAGAUUUUUUUAUUUAAUCAUUAAAGGAUUGUGACGUCUCGACUACAGCAACGCUUGGGUAAUCCGGCCGGAGACCGUGCGUUCGAUUCGCACCACUGCGAACCUAACAUAGAGUUGGCGGGAGCGGUUUUUAGCUAGUGGGAUGCGGGAUGAAAGAAAAUUUAAGGGCGGGAUGCGGGAAGUUCGUCAUUUUCAUGGCGGGUCGCGGGAAAUCUUGAUUUUUUCCGGGCGGGAAACAGGAUAGAUAGUGACAAUACACUAGAAUAUUUCACGAUUUCGUGAAGAAAAUCUAGUCUGGAAGUUUACAUAGGUGAAAUCUGAAAUCAGUUCUGCAUCUUUUAAAUAAAAGUGUCUUUUUUUGUCUGAUUUUAAGACCGCGCAUGUCAUGUACAUUCUGAAUCAAGCCUUUGCGCAGCUCCUCAUACUGUUGCUUUACAUGAAGGAGGAAUCACAUUCUAUGAUCCUGAGAAUAGUAGACCGCUGAAAUUAUGGUUAUAUGGAGAAAAGAUUGAAACGUCCGCAGGUGGAGUAUUGCAGGUAAUGUAAUGGAACAGCGUAAACAAUCCUAAUUUUUCCAAACCACUACGGUCUGUCCUUGGAAAGCAAAGGAGUUGCCUUAAGAUUUUCACAAAGCUUAGAAAUUAAAAAUAGCCUGACUUCUUUGAGUUGUUGAUGCUUUUUAGCCUUCAUUCGGCUUUUUUUUCCUGUUCAUGGAAAGCAGGAAGAAUUCAGCCGGUACAAUCUACCAACAGCCAUUUUAAGAGCUGGGGACUGUCUUCCUUUUUUGAAGGAGAAUGUAUCAUCCAUCAGAAACAUAUACAUGGAGUGCGUUCUGCCACAGACUUUGAAUGUUCCUCAUGGAGGUGUUGCUACUACGAUGGGACUUGGAACAUUUCCAACAAAUAUGGAACAAUUUUCCUACAACAACACGAAUUUCUUGAGUUGUAUGACCCUUGACAUGGAGAAUCUGCACGUUUUUGUUCAUCACAAGAAAUAG
Messenger RNA from Porites evermanni, 1367 nucleotides. NCBI's taxonomy places the organism in Eukaryota, Metazoa, Cnidaria, Anthozoa, Scleractinia, Poritidae. The record is from the annotation of a GenBank genome assembly.